Messenger RNA from Owenia fusiformis, 3174 nucleotides. Lineage: Eukaryota; Metazoa; Annelida; Polychaeta; Sabellida; Oweniidae. The record is from the annotation of a GenBank genome assembly.
UAAAGAUCGCCAUAUUGGAUUUGUGAACUUUUCUUUUUUCGGGUGUAAAAGUUGUAUUUCCUUUAUUAAUGGUGUCCAGAUCUUAGCAAGACCGUCAUUUUCAUUUCAUCAUGACAACCCAGACACGAGCCAUACAUAGGCAGGUGGCCCAAAACUCAAGGACACACGACUAUCUCUAUGAUCCUCACUAUGUAUUAUCCAGUGAGAGAGAUCAUGCAAGGUCCACAUUCAAGGCACACACAAGCACGGAUCGUGUUAAACGUGUCGCUGAAUAUAAAACCAUGUUUAGUGAACUUCGUCAUCAUCCAAGAUUCCAGAUGAAACUUGAUGUUCAAGAUCCUGUUCCAAAGUUCAUAUCCCGCCAGUGGAGAGGGUAUGGGGAACAGCAGAGAGAGGCUCUCAUCAGAUACACAACUUUCAACUAUGACCCUAGUGUAGCAGUACCACCCAAAACAUACGAGAAUGCUAAAGUGUCAGGGACAAAUAGAUACAGAUAUUUCCGUAGACCUAUCAUUCCAUUUAUGCAGACUGUCAGACCAGAAGUGCUUUUAGCGGCAAACAGAGAAGACCCGCUAGCAGUAUCGGAACAUGUGCAACACGAGAGGGUGGCGACACCUACCCAUAGAACUGUUGAGAUUCAGACUGACUACAGAGACAGUGAAGCUCAAACUGAUCCCUAUACACCAGAGUAUGUUGUCAGGCCUGGGUCACAGCCUGAGCUUCUCACUCUGGGCUCUCUCUCAUAUGGAAAGGGUUUACCAGCAGGUCUGGCAGAGGUUGAGAUGAUUGAGAGAGCGAGAGCCAAGCGUGCCUGGGAGGCCACAUUGCCUCCACUCAAUGACAUGGACCAGCUGGAUAAACGUCGUAAAAUGAUGGAUGAUAUGGAGAGAAAAGAAUGGGCACUUAGAGAAGAAGAAAUAGAAAAGCUACAGGAAGCUAGGCUUGAGGUGUUGAAGAAUUUGCUGAAGCAACGAGAAGAGAAUCAUCAAGAUCUGAACACCAAACGUCUAGACAAACUUUGGCAACGUAAACAAGCAGAAAAGGAAAAGAAAAUAGCUAAAAUUAGAAAUGAGCACAUUAAAACAAUUAGAAAGUUGACUGAGAAACGUCGGACUGUAGAAGGCAAGCUGGAACGUCGCGAUGUUGCCAAUGAGUAUUCUAACUAUGGAUCUCAGACCUACGCCCCUAUGACUAGAAUGGGAGUGUUUCUUGACCAUGGGUCUGAGGCAAAUGUGGUGAAGAGUAGACAUCUAACCACUUAUCAAGGUUUGUUGGAGCUUGAAGCGUCUCUGCCUGAUUUUGUCCUUCAACCAAGGAUAGUAGCCCCAAAACCAAAGACUGUCACCAAACAAGGUUUCACGAAGCGAAAGUAUCGCCAAGAGAGGGAAUUGGCUGAAAUACAUGAGAGUCAUCCUUGGAAGCAAAUCAUUGACAAGCGAACUCGUGGUGAAGAGCCCCCAAAGCCAUUGAGAUUCCUACAAAAGAUUGAAAAGCCUAUCCCAAGACCCCCAACACCUGCGAUCGAGAUACCCUCAGAAAUAGAAGAAGAACGUGAACUUGCGACAAUCUUCCUCCAGCAGGUCAUCCGUGGACGAGCCAUCCAGAAUAUGAUGUUUGAGGGCAAGGAGAAACGUAUUGAGCUAAUUAAUGAGCUGAGGAGUACACACGCAUUACAGGAUGCUCAACAGCAGAUUAAGAAGCAAGAGAAACAAGCCACACUUGCUUUACAGAGACAACGCAGACUUUAUGAGCAUAAGGAGUCCCAUAUCAAUGAAGCUCUGGGUCAGCUUGAAGGAGAGAGUAUUGGGGACACACUUGACUUCCUGAGCAAGGAGCUGAUACGACUACAGGAGGAGAGGAGAAUCCAUGCAUUUGCUAUGCUAGCUGAGAGACAGAGGAGGAUCAGAGAGGCGGAGGAAUCAGGACGUAGACAGGUGGAGGAGAGGAGACGACGUGAGGAGGAUGAAGUUUUCAAGCAGGUGAUAAAAUGCCAUCAGAACACUGUUGAUACAUAUUUAGAAGAUAUUCUCAUGGGCUCAAUUGAUAAGACCGCUGAAGAUCAGGCUAGGGAGGAGAUCCAGGAGUUGGCUGAGAAGAUUAAUGAUAUUGCAUACUCUAUGGAAGAAAAGAAAACCGAGUUAGAAUCUGAGGAGAUAGUAGCUGAGCUAGUCCAUAGUUUCGUACUUCCUGAGGUACAGAAACAAACAAUGAGAGAAAAAGUAAAACAAGGGCAGAGGAAGUUCUUGCUAGCAGCGCAUAAAAUAGUGCAUAAAGAAGGAGAGGAAGUGAUUGAUAUGAAUCCAAGGGUUCCUUUAAAACCAACCAAUCAGAACACAGAUAAACCUUUGGGACGUCCUCCAUCUGGCAGAGGGCCAAGAAAGACACCUACUCCAAGCAAGGAGCCAAGUGGCAGUAGAACCCCGGAGCGUAAAGACUCUACAAGUUCCCCCAGUCAGUCAAGGUCAGGUUCAAGACGAGGCUCAGGUGCGAAUGUCGUCAAUACAGCAGCACGUCCACCAUCUGCAUCUAAGAAAACAACAUCAAGACCUUCUUCUGAAUCUUCACAAAAGGCCCCAGGAUCAAGGCCAGGGUCAGGAGGGUCACAAAAGGCCCCAGGAUCAAGGCCAGGGUCAGGAGGGUCACAAAAAGCCCCAGGAUCAAGGCCAGGGUCUGGAGGGUCACAGAAAGGUCAAAGGUCAAGGCCAGGGUCAGCAGGGUCAACUAAAGAAGGGACACAAUUAGAAAUUCAAGGUCAAGGAUCAAGGAGAGGGUCCCCUGAACAAUGAUACGUCUAAAUAUACAAAGGAUGUAAAUAUGUACAUAAACUUGUAUAUAAAAACUUCUGUACAAAGUAUACAGUGUACAUAGGAUUCUAAAAUUGUAUAUAAAAGUAUCUUUACUCAGUGCAGUGAUGUUGGAAAAAGAUUAAACAUUAAUCAAUCUACCAUGGAUAUUUUUAAAUGAAUUAUUUAUUCACAGAAAAAAAUGUUGCUUAUUUAAUUUCACAAUGAACUGCAUACAUUUAUAUGUUUUUGCUAUCCAAUAAUUGUGAAGAAUUGACACAAAACAUAUGUAUCAAAUGCAAUAUUUUGUAUUUGACACAUUUUAAUAUGAUACACAUCAGCCGCAUUUACAUAGAGUAUGUAUGUCUACUAAAUCGAUAAAACAUUUUAA